GGACGAUUGGACGGACUGCGGUGCAUCUUCUUAAUUAACGAUUCAAGGCACGUUUCCGGUGGUACCGGUCAAGCCUAGUCAUUGUCAUCGGUAUUCGGACUCGAUAGAUGGAAGUAGACCGGUUCACGACCCGUUUGAGGCAUGCUGCGAUGUUGAAAAUUUGAAGGGUUGAACCAGCGUUCCUUUCAAAAAGGUGCUAGCAAGCCUCGAAUUUGUUAGUAGUGGUGAAUGUAGACAUAAAACUAUAGAAAGAGGUAAUGAUGACGACAUCACGACCAAGCCAGUUUUGGUUUGAGAAUUUUAGACGGUAUUAACAUCGAGUGAACUGGUCUAUUGCUCAAAGUAAUAUUCAAACCAGUUGCAUAAACUGGACGGACGCGGCCGGCCAGCCAGUGGCCGCAUUCGCAUUCACGCACCGAUCGCCAUUUAUUGAUGAAAUUUAGCCAGAUUACAGCGAAGCCGGGGGACUCCAAGGUAGGUGGAAAACAUGGAUUGCAGCGGUCAUAAAUCAGCAGCUCAGUUUAGUCUAGCUGUCGUAUGCAAUAUGUACUUACUAGUAGUAACGAACGGCGGGCCGUAAGGGUACCUUCGGUGAUUGUGUGACCGACUCUGCUGACCGUUACGUUACGUAAUCGAUCGAAGGCACGUGCGGUAUGGUUAUUCGAUUUCGUGUGCUGUGUAAAUCAACGACGACGACGACGACGGAAUUAGGCAGAUUGUUGGCGGAACCGGGACGGGGUGCUGGAGCUACUGCCGUUUCCUAAGCUAGCUGGUUGGUGAAGGCCACGCCAUCGCCAGGGCGAACUGACUAUCGCUUGAUGAUAAUCGAGUCAGUUGGUAACACAGCCCGGACGGAAUUAUAAUUAUCCGAAAGGAGUUAUCUCUAAAUGGUGAAAGCACAUUGAAAUUGUCAGGAACGAAAAGAAAACAAACCAAAAAUGGUCCAAGCAAGUCCAAAAACUAACCUCAAACUGCUAGUGACUGUACUGGCAACACUUCUGGCAUCCGCCAGCGCACAACUCUCCUUCCAAACGGAUGCCUCGCGGAACAGCUUCCAAAUCCAGACGCCUGGUUUUCAGCAGAGCUUUACCCGUUACUUCAACGGCCAACAGGGUAGUCUUCUGGCCGCCCAACAACAGCAGGAUCCUCAACAGGUGCAGCAAUAUGCGCCUCUACCUCAAACCUACGCUCAAAACGAUCCCGCCGCUUAUCAACAGUACUAUCAACAACCGCAGCAUAGAUUCGCAUCUCCAUUGACCGGUGACGCAGGACAACCUCAAUUUACCACUACCCAGGAAAACUACAUUAACCCUAACAUUAGGCUAGCCGCUGAACAGCGUCGAUUGCAACAGCAACAACAACAGCAACGACAAUUGCAAGGUGAACAACAGCAGCAGCAACAACAACAACAAUCACAACAGCAGGAGCAGCAGUUUUAUACCCCGCAGGACAUCCAGGCCUAUCUGCAAAGUCAACAGGCUGCCCAAGCCUACGCAGGUCAGCAGCAGCAGCCACAGCAACGGGAUCAGAGCCCCCAGUCGCAGUUUGAGUAUAUCCAGCAGUUGCAGCAGCAACAGCAGCAGCAGCAACAACAACAACAGCAACAGCAGGAUUCAGCCUCAGCACCCUCAUCAGCAACGGGUGAGAGAGCCACCCCCAACAAAGUGAUCGGGGUUGCCUUCUCACCCUCCAACGAAGUGUCGCAAGUUAAGUUCAGCAGCAGCGGGCUCAAGUAUAACUUCUGAAGCAGAGCACAGUUUCCGAGUUAGAAGGAUUUUUCUUUUCACAUUGUUAUCUGGCUGUCGGUCGGUUGUUUGCUGUUGUUCUUGUCGUUGAUGUUGAUAGUGUAGCAUAAGUUUGUACGCAAAAAAGGCAAGCGUCGUUGUUUUGUUCGUAAGCUCCGUUAGUUUUUAGCGCUUUUUGAUGGAAAUAGUUUCUGGAGAUCCGGUUGUGCAUAGAGAGUAGGGAAGACUGAAA
Molecule: messenger RNA, 1977 nt
Organism: Topomyia yanbarensis
Lineage: Eukaryota; Metazoa; Arthropoda; Insecta; Diptera; Culicidae
Exons: 5
Coding region: 939-1745 (268 amino acids)
Source: RefSeq, a predicted model, not a curated record